CCGCCCGCGGUACCAUGUCCAAGGCGGCCGCAGGCGCGGCGGCGGCCGAAAGUUGCGCCCCAGCCCCGGGGGGCCCGGCCGCCGCCGCCGAGGACCUGUCCAAAGUGUCGGACGAGGAGCUGCUGCAGUGGAGCAAGGAGGAGCUGAUCCGCAGCCUGCGGCGCGCCGAGGCCGAGAAGGUGAGCGCGAUGCUGGACCACAGCAACCUCAUCCGCGAGGUGAACCGCCGGCUGCAGCUGCACCUCGGCGAGAUCCGCGGGCUCAAGGAUAUUAACCAGAAACUCCAGGAGGACAACCAGGAAUUGAGGGAUCUCUGCUGUUUUCUGGAUGAUGACCGGCAGAAAGGGAAAAGGGUGUCCCGGGAGUGGCAGAGACUGGGCCGCUACACAGCUGGGGUGAUGCACAAGGAAGUGGCCUUAUACCUGCAGAAGCUAAAGGAGCUGGAGGUGAAGCAGGAGGAAGUAGUGAAGGAGAACAUGGAGCUCAAGGAACUCUGCGUACUGCUGGAUGAGGAGAAGGGUGCGGGCUGUGCGGGCAGCCGCUGCUCCAUUGACAGCCAGGCCAGCCUGUGCCAACUUGCAGCCUCCCCUGCACCCUACGUGCGGGAUGUGGGAGAUGGCAGCAGUACCUCCAGCACUGGCAGCACCGAUAGCCCUGACCACCACAAGCACCAUGCAAGUGGAGGCAGCCCUGAGCAUCUGCAGAAGCCCCGGGGUGAGGGCAGCCCGGAGCACUCCAAGCACAGGAGUGCCAGCCCUGAACACUUGCAGAAGCCCAGGGUCUCCGGGACCUCAGAGCACCCAAAGGCCCUCAAAGGACCCAGCCCCGAGCACCACAAACCUUUGUGCAAGGGCAGUCCGGAGCAGCAGAGGCAUGCACACCCAGGGAGCAGCCCAGAGACGCUGCCUAAGCACGUGCUGAGCGGGAGCCCAGAGCAUUUCCAGAAGCACAGGCCAGGGGGCAGCCCGGAGCAUGCCAGGCACAGUGGAGGGAGCCCAGAGCACCUUCAGAAACACGCUCUUGGGGGGAGCCUGGAACACCUUCCCAGAGCCAGGGGCACCAGCCCUGAGCAUCUCAAACAACAUUAUGGGGGCAGCCCUGAUCACAAACACGUAGGCGGCGGAGGCAGCGGCGGAGGCAGCAGGGAGGGCACCCUCAGGCGGCAAGCACAAGAGGAUGCAUCACCCCAUCAUCGCAAUGUCUACAGUGGCAUGAACGGUGGGUUGUGUGGAGGAAACUUGGAGAUGCUGCCGGUUCCUGUCCUGGGAUUAGGCAACAUCUAUCAGGAAACCAGUACAAAGGACCAAUGUGAGAAGCAUUCUCUUUCAAAGUUGAGACCCCCACUGCCAGAGAGAAAGAAAAGGAAAAAAGAAGAAGACAAAAGAGUGUGUUUCCGCAGACCUGGACUCGUGGAAAAACAUGGAUUGUACAUUACACAUAUCUCCCCUCUAAAACCUUCUAGACAUCAAGUUGAUACUCCUGUGUCUCACUUCAGUGUCCAAAACAGUUAAUCUCAAACAAGGUAGCACUGAAUAGUCACCAUUUGGUAUCGAUGUUUUCAUUAGAACUAAAGUGUUUUAAACUUCCCAGAUCUAAGAUUAUAAUUGGGAACCUGCAUGGUUGGAAGUAUCCAUUAGCGAUUCAGUGGUUUUGAUAGAGUUGACUUGUUCCAUGUAGUGGUGGAAACUUUUUACCAUGUAGUAUUGAAGAUAUGAAGAGGUGAUUUCCAGCUGCACAGGGUUGAGAGUUGAGAAAUUGCCUCUUAUACUUCAUUUAAGAAUAUAUUAGUUCCUGGUUCAUAAUUAAUUUGAGUAUAAGAGAUACAGUUUCUGGGCUUCUGUUUUGACUUUUGAGGUGCUAAAAAUACCACAUAAAUUGUAUUACCAGCUAGAAGGGUAGCAAGACUCUGUACAGCGCUUAUCAGAGAGUAUCAUUUAUUUCAGUUGAUCAAAAUAAGUAUAUCUUUAAUCUUGAUGAGUUGCUCGUAGAGGAACAUUUGGGGACAUAUCAACCUCCAUAUUCAUUCAGUGUAUCAAUUUCAUCUAAAAAACAAGCAAAUAUAAUUUUUCUAAGUGUUUAGAGCUGUGAGAUGUUAAUUUCUACAAUUUAGUUUCUAGACAUGCUGUAUAUUUAAUAAACUUUAUGUAAACUUUAAAAUAUUGCACUGCAUUUAUGAAAAGCUUUCUUUGCCUACUGCACCUAUUUAACGUUUUAUGAGACUAACGCAUGUCCUUCAUUGCUGAGAUUAAAAGCUCUUGUUCAGAUUGCUUGAGGUUUGAAAAAGAGGUGUGCUAGCUUUGCUUAGUUUUUUCCUUAUUUUUGGUAUAUCCAUGUAAUACUAGAACGUGUGUAUUGGAAAUGCCAUGAUAGGUAUUUUGUGUUUAUCUACUACAAUGGUAGUUUCUUGUAUGAAUGUGCAAGAAGCCUGUGACAGAAUGCUACGUUUUUACUGUAGUUUAAGAUUUUAAAAGUAGGGACGCAACAAUUCUGUUUUCUGAUGUCUUCUCAAUUACUGAGAGUUGAUUCACAGAAAAUACACCUUCUUGUUUUUUUUUUUUAAAUGGGCUCAUUACACAGCAUAUCAGUUGUCACUGGUGGGAGACUAUGAAAGAAUUUUGUUUUGCCUUUUAAAAAUGUAACUGUGAUGAAAACCCAGCCCUCGAUUUUCAGAAAAUAUUUAUAAAUUAAGUUACUGUAAGAUUAUCUCUAAUUAUACUGACUGGGUUACAGUUUAAGCCUCUGUUUCUUUUCAAAUGUUAUAUUUUUAAAUGUUAUUACUCUGUAAAAGAAAAUUGCUCGCUGUCUUUACACCUUUUCUCAUAGGAGAGCUUUCGUUCUUAAGUUGUAUUCCUACACUCGAUGUUUAAAACAAGUUCUUGUACCUGCAGCAGAGUCUGCAGAAGCUAAUUCUAGGGACACUGGUCUUGGACAAAAUACUUGUGUAAAUUUUGAUACUGUAUUAAAACUAUUUUUUUAAAGUUCCACAUAAAAUUGAGUAUUAAGUAUAUGUGUUCAUCUUAGCAAUGGUAAUAAAUUAUUUAAUCUCACAGUG
Messenger RNA from Chinchilla lanigera (long-tailed chinchilla), 3052 nucleotides. It is a transcript of the gene Ccdc85a, whose product is annotated as coiled-coil domain containing 85A. Gene Ontology annotation, cellular component: nucleus. The transcript is spliced from 3 exons. Gene Ontology annotation, biological process: negative regulation of DNA-templated transcription. The record is from RefSeq and is a predicted model, not a curated record. Lineage: Eukaryota; Metazoa; Chordata; Mammalia; Rodentia; Chinchillidae. The coding region runs from base 15 to 1511 and encodes 498 amino acids.